This is a messenger RNA of Helianthus annuus (common sunflower), 571 nucleotides long. RefSeq lists its product as uncharacterized. The record is from RefSeq and is a predicted model, not a curated record. Bases 8 to 334 code for a protein of 108 amino acids. The transcript is spliced from 2 exons. NCBI's taxonomy places the organism in Eukaryota, Viridiplantae, Streptophyta, Magnoliopsida, Asterales, Asteraceae.
GGGCCGGAUGGCUCUAUCGUAUCAUAAGGCCCAAACUCAUAACCCAUAUCGGCCCAUACCCUUCUUAUUCCCCCUUUUGGCAUCCCCUGACGAUCGAAUCGGAAUCGGAGAAACCAUGGGAUACGUACUGAGGGUGAGAUUCGCGUCGUUCUUCGCCGGAGCUGCGGUGGCGUUAGCCGCCGGAUCUUAUUACCUUCACAAGGAUUACAAGAUUGCUCAUCAAGCUAUGUCUCAACAGAUGAACAAUCUUUAUAAGUCUCUGGACGGACGCAUAUCUUCGUUGGAAAAUUUGAAAGAAGGUGAAGCAAUGAAGCCCAUUGAAGAUGCAGAAUAAGGUAUGCCCGCCAAGCAUCGGACAGUUAUUCAACUGUUGUAGUAUGUCUUAUUAUGUUACAUUUUAGUUACCGUUGUUUUAUGCUUGCGGGAUCAAUGAUGGUUAUGUAUACAGUUCAUUUUUGUUUUUAUCUCUAAUAACAGAUGUGGAUUGAGAACCACACACCUAACUGGAAGCUGUUGAGUGAAGUAGACAUGCACAUUUUUUCACUUUCAUUCUGAUCCAAUGAUUUGGUUA